UAUUAUCUAUGACGGUUAUCUUGUCUAUGGUGACUAUGGUUCACGUUUUGUUCGUACGUUUAUUUUAGCAUUAAUAUUGACGUUGACAGUUUUACUUUAAGUAAAAAUAAUAUAAAUCAAAGGAAAUACAGCAUGGCCCCACGUUAUGAUAUAGCUGUAGGACUGCAAAGAGGUCGUAAAACCACGAAGAUCCCUUCAGGAAAAACAAAGGCCGAUAAGGUUCGACCUGCAAGGUUGAAGGGGAUCCAAACAAAGCAUACCAAGUUCGUUCGAGAUCUUAUUAGAGAAGUAUGUGGUCACGCUCCGUAUGAAAAAAGAGCAAUGGAGUUACUUAAAGUAUCCAAAGACAAGCGGGCUCUUAAGUUUUUGAAACGUCGGUUAGGUACACAUAUCCGUGCCAAGAGGAAGAGAGAAGAGCUGUCUAACAUCUUGACACAAAUGCGUAAAGCACAGGCUACCCACAAAUAAUUUUGUAUAAAGAACUAAACUUGUUUAAUAAAAGAGUUCUAAGAACA
Agrilus planipennis (emerald ash borer) is the source of this 515-nucleotide messenger RNA. RefSeq names its product 60S ribosomal protein L36 (gene RpL36). Gene Ontology annotation, molecular function: structural constituent of ribosome. NCBI's taxonomy places the organism in Eukaryota, Metazoa, Arthropoda, Insecta, Coleoptera, Buprestidae. The record is from RefSeq and is a predicted model, not a curated record. The transcript has 3 exons. Bases 133 to 468 code for a protein of 111 amino acids. Gene Ontology annotation, biological process: cytoplasmic translation. Gene Ontology annotation, cellular component: cytosolic large ribosomal subunit; ribosome.